This is a messenger RNA of Australozyma saopauloensis, 1326 nucleotides long. RefSeq names its product pantothenate kinase. The record is from RefSeq and is a predicted model, not a curated record. Gene Ontology annotation, cellular component: nucleus; cytosol. Gene Ontology annotation, molecular function: ATP binding; pantothenate kinase activity. Gene Ontology annotation, biological process: coenzyme A biosynthetic process. The coding region runs from base 1 to 1326 and encodes 441 amino acids. The transcript has a single exon. Lineage: Eukaryota; Fungi; Ascomycota; Pichiomycetes; Serinales; Metschnikowiaceae.
AUGGGAACAAAGCGUGCAGAAAAGAUCGACUUCGAGAAGCUCCCAGCCGGAACGAUCCGCAUUGACUGUUCGGGGGCCUAUAUUGCUAAUGACCAUCUUAUCAGAGGCUCACUCUCCCCAGCUCUUACAACUCCAUCUCCACAGACAUCAGAUAACUCUUCCGAGAGUGAAGAAGAACAAGCUUUCUCGGAAACCGCAGCAGAGGCUGCUGCAAGAGACUCGAAGAAUGCACAUAUUGCCCUUCCCAAGCACAACUCGGAGGUAAUCCACAUCGCUGUUGACAUCGGCGGAACCCUAACAAAACUUGUCUAUUUCACGGCUUCUUCGCGCUCCGGGACAACAGGAGGUGGAAAGUUGCACUUUCAAGACUUUCAAACAGGCUCUUUUGAGGAUGGAGCCUUGGACUUCAUGGUUAGACUUGUGAAACGCAGCACAUCCAAAAAGAAUUAUCCUCCAAUUACUUACAUUAUUGCAACAGGUGGAGGCGCCCAUAAAUUUUACAAGUUGAUGAGCGCCAGUUUCAAGAAGCACAAACUUCCUAUGAUGAUCAUAAAAAAAGACGAAAUGGAAUGCCUCAUCAAGGGCCUUGAUUGGCUCAUUACAAAAAUUCCCAACGAAAUCUUUACCUACGAUUUGGAUCAAGAUCAUAUCCGCUUUGUACCCAACAUGGAGACAGACACCGAUGUAUAUCCAUACUUGUUGGUGAACAUAGGCUCUGGUGUCUCUAUGAUCAAAGUGACUGGCCCUGGUCCUAAGGGAUUCGAAAGAAUUGGCGGCUCUUCGCUUGGAGGCGGAACCCUUUGGGGCUUGUUGCUGCUUUUAACAGAUGCUCAAGACUACAAUGAGAUGCUUGAAAUGGCCCAAAACGGAGACAACGAGAAUAUUGACUUGUUAGUCGGAGAUAUCUAUGGCACCAGCUAUAACAAGAUUGGAUUAAAGUCAAAUCACAUUGCUUCCUCUUUUGCAAAAGUAUUUAAGAAGCUUCGUUUCAGUCAGCUGGGCAAGAAAAUGACCGUGGCAGAGAAAUUGUCCAACUUCAAACAAGAGGAUAUCGCCCGCUCACUUUUGUACCUGGUCUCUAAUAACAUUGGUCAAAUUGCGUACCUUCAAGCGUUAAGAUUUGGCCUCAAACGUAUUUAUUUCGGUGGUAGCUAUAUCUCCGGUCACAUGCAAACGAUUCACACGUUAAGCUACGCCCUGAAUUUCUGGUCGAAGGGAGAGAUGAAAUCAUACUUUCUCAGACAUGAGGGAUAUUUGGGCAGCGUGGGAGCUUUUAUGAUGGGACCCAAUGGUGAUAUGGCGAAUGGGAAAGAGAGUGAAGAAUAG